Messenger RNA from Penicillium macrosclerotiorum, 609 nucleotides. RefSeq names its product bifunctional phosphatidyl-N-methylethanolamine N-methyltransferase/phosphatidyl-N-dimethylethanolamine N-methyltransferase. Gene Ontology annotation, biological process: phosphatidylcholine biosynthetic process. The transcript is spliced from 5 exons. The record is from RefSeq and is a predicted model, not a curated record. NCBI's taxonomy places the organism in Eukaryota, Fungi, Ascomycota, Eurotiomycetes, Eurotiales, Aspergillaceae. The coding region runs from base 1 to 609 and encodes 202 amino acids. Gene Ontology annotation, molecular function: S-adenosylmethionine-dependent methyltransferase activity.
AUGAUGGCCAGUCUGACUGAUUUUGUCGACCUCAACUCGUCGUAUCUGGCGUUGUCCGCCGCGACUAUUGCUUUCAAUCCAAUCUUUUGGAACAUUGUUGCCCGCGCAGAAUACAACAACCACAUCCUGACUCGCAUUUUCGGCGGUCCUUACAGAGGAUGCUAUGCCCUGGCUGUUGCCAUAUUUUCCCUCGGUAUUCUGCGUGAUCAUGUCUACAAACUCGCCCUAGAUGAGCAACCUUUCUAUGCCCCGGUUCACCAACCUCUUAUUGGCGGAGUUCUCUUCGCCUUGGGAUCCGUCCUUGUUCUCUCCAGCAUGUGGGCACUCGGUGUCACUGGUACAUAUCUAGGUGACUACUUUGGAAUCCUUAUGGACGCUCCCGUCACUGGCUUCCCCUUCAACGUGACCGGCUCGCCGAUGUACUGGGGAAGCACCCUCAACUUCCUCGGUGUCGCCCUCUAUGAAGGCAAGGUCGCCGGCCUUCUUCUAACUGCCCAGGUCUUUGUACUUUACUGGUUCGCCCUGAAAUGGGAGGACCCUUUCACUGCCGAAAUCUACGCCAAGCGCGAGCGUGAGCGUGCCAAGAAAUCCGGCGGCAAGAAGCAAUAA